Molecule: messenger RNA, 692 nt
Organism: Prosopis cineraria
Lineage: Eukaryota; Viridiplantae; Streptophyta; Magnoliopsida; Fabales; Fabaceae
Product: EPIDERMAL PATTERNING FACTOR-like protein 6
Exons: 3
Coding region: 234-614 (126 amino acids)
Biological process (GO): guard cell differentiation; stomatal complex development
Source: RefSeq, a predicted model, not a curated record
UCCAGUGAGUUUUCAAAUGAAGGUGAAGCUUGCUGAGGGUGACAAAACCAGAAUCACACUUGCUUGUGAUGCAUAAUCUCAAACUCAAGAACCUUUGAAAGCCAGCCAGCUCAUUUGGUAGCCUCUCAAUUACUCCAUAUCGUGAUCUGUGAGUGACCAAAGAAACUCCACUUCUCUCACGCGCAUCCCACCAUCUUCUUCCACAGUUUCAUCAUUUGAGCUUCUGAUAAACUAUGAAGGGCAGACUCUGUUUCUUCAUGCUAGCUCUGCAGAUUCUUGUCUGGGUUUCUGGAGCAACGAGAUCGAUCCCACAAACUGAUGCCAUCAUUUCCCAUCCAGGCCAAGAAGAGGCUCCACAGUCAUCACCAUACGCAACAGAACCAAACAAGAAGGGCAUGGCAGAGACAAUGGUGGAAGAAGAGUAUGAAAGAAGAGGGGCUGGUAAAGUAGGGUCAAGCCCACCAAGAUGUGAACACAAGUGUUAUGGAUGCACGCCAUGCGAAGCCAUUCAAGUGCCAAGUAUUAGUAGAAGAAGCCAUUUGGCUAUUCAGUAUGCAAACUAUGAGCCUGAGAGCUGGAAAUGCAAGUGUGGUCCUUCCUUCUACAGCCCUUGAAUGAAUAUUAUUCACUGUUUUGUUCAUACAACUUCACACAUACCCAGCUUAUCUCAAUGUUAAUGUAUAGUUGAUUGA